CAGAGUGCACGAGAGUAGGGGGUAGGGCUUCAUUCCGGAUUAAACCAGAGCGAUCCGGUCUGUUGGGGAAGAGUGUCAGGGACGCUGUGGACUGAGUAGAGUGUUAUCUCUUCAUGUCUGGGAUUAUAAAGGCCAUGGCGAAGUUUCGUCUGGCUGUUGUGCAGCUGCACGUAACAAAGUUAAAGGCUGAAAACUUGUCUCGGGCUCAGAAGCUGGUGAAGGAGGCGGCAGGGCAGGGGGCAAAGGUCGUGGUCUUACCUGAGUGCUUCAACUCUCCGUACGGGACGGGAUACUUUGCGGAAUACGCGGAGAAAAUUCCGGGAGAAUCGACGCAGGUCCUGGCGAAGCUCGCUGAGGAGUGUGGGGUUUAUCUAGUAGGCGGCUCCAUUCCAGAGGAAGAUGAAGGGAAGCUCUUUAACACCUGCUCAGUUUUUGGGCCUGAUGGGAAAUUACUGCUUAAACACAGGAAGAUCCACCUGUUCGACAUCGACGUUCCUGGGAAAAUCCGUUUCCAGGAGUCGGAGACACUGAGUCCGGGGAGCAGUCUGUCCGUGUUCGAGACCCCGUACUGUCGAGUGGGAGUGGGGAUCUGCUAUGACAUCCGCUUCGCAGAGCUCGCGCAGAUCUACGCCAGGAAAGGUUGUGAGCUGUUGGUUUACCCCGGAGCCUUUAACAUGACCACAGGACCUGCUCACUGGGAGCUGCUUCAGAGAGCUCGGGCCGUGGAUAAUCAGGUGUACGUGGCCACGGCUUCACCGGCGAGAGAUGAGAGCGCCAGCUACGUGGCCUGGGGUCACAGCUCGGUCGUUAACCCCUGGGGUGAAGUGAUCGCACAAGCACAGUCUGAAGAGAGCGUAGUGUACGCCGAUAUCGACCUGCAGUACUUGGCCGACGUGCGUCGACAGAUCCCCAUCACCACGCAGAGGCGUAAAGAUAUAUACACCGUGGACGCUGUUAACGAGGGCGUGAUAACAUCCUAAUAAUCCUUAUCCAAAUUUCAUUUCAAUUCAGAUGUAAUCCAAAUCAUCCCAAUCCCGACGUCCCAAUAAACCCCAAUCUUGACGAUCCCGAUCUUUACAUAAUCCAGAUGAUGCCUAUCAGAAUAUAUCCUUAACAUUCUCAAUCUGAAAUAUAAUCCUGAUUAUUCCCUAUCCAGAUAUACUCCCAAUAACCUUUUUCCUUUUUGGAUUUAAUCCCUCUCUCAUUCACGUUCAGUAAUCGUUGUCUCGGGCGCACUGGGCGCGGGCCCGGGAUGGGACACCACAGUCCUAGUAAUUCCUACAUGGAAAUCAUCCCUACCUGGAUAUAAUCCUAUAACCAGUCUCUGUCCUGAUAUAAUCCUGUUAUUCCCUCUCCAUAUAUAAUACCAAUCAUUUCUGUCUGUACGUAAUCCAUAAAAUAUAUUUCUGCAUAUAAUCAAGAUCAUCUCUAUCCAGAUAUCAUUUUGAUAAUCCCUAUCUGGAUAUAAUCAUGAUAAGGGGUAUAUUUAGGUAGGGAUUAUCAUCUCUGUCCGGAUAUAAUCCUGUUAUUCCUAAUCUACAUAUAAUUCCAAUGGAAUAUGGAUAGAAUCCUUAUAAUCCCUGUCUAGACAUACUCCCUAUCAGGAUAUAAUCCCAUUCAGGAUAUAGUGUCUAUAAUCCCUGUCUAGACAUACUCCCUAUCAGGAUAUAAUCCCAUUCAGGAUAUUGUCUAUAAUCCCUGUCUAGACAUACUCCCUAUCAGGAUAUAAUCCCAUUCAGGAUAUAGUGUCUAUAAUCCCUGUCUAGACAUACUCCCUAUCAGGAUAUAAUCCCAUUCAGGAUAUUGUCUAUAAUCCCUGUCUAGACAUACUCCCUAUCAGGAUAUAAUCCCAUUCAGGAUAUAGUGUCUAUAAUCCCUGUCUAGACAUACUCCCUAUCAGGAUAUAAUCCCAUUCAGGAUAUAGUGUCUAUAAUCCCUGUCUAGACAUACUCCCUAUCAGGAUAUAAUCCCAUUCAGGAUAUAGUGUCUAUAAUCCCUGUCUAGACAUACUCCCUAUCAGGAUAUAAUCCCAUUCAGGAUAUAGUGUCUAUAAUCCCUGACUAUACAUACUCCCUAUCAGGAUAUAAUCCCAUUCAGGAUAUAGUGUCUAUAAUCCCUGUCUAGAUAAACUCUUCAUAGUCUCUACCUAAAUAUAAUCCCUAUCAUUUCUUUUUGGAUCUAGUCCUGAUAAUCUACAUCCAAAUGAAAUCACCCCCCCCCCCCCCCCCAAUCCAGAUAUAAUCCUUAUAAUCCCUAAUCAAAUACAACGCCUAUAUUCCCUAUGCAGAUAUAGUCCUAAUAAUUCCUGUAUGGAUAUUAUAAUGGUGUUCCCUUUGAGAACAUCAUUGUUAUACCUGUUAACGGUGUCUUUGUUGCACGUUUGAUCAGUAACCGUCAGAGGGGACAGGUUUAACCGUCACACAGUGCCUGACGUCAUCUAUCAGCGUUUAUCUCAGGACAGAAAAAAAAACAUUAUCAUGGUUCAUAUUAAAGAAAUGACAGACUGUCAGUGUAAAUGUAGGGACGUUAAGGCACGUCGAAUGAUUUACAUGACAGUGAGAAUGAAUGCUGUGAAUACUGUGUAAAUCCUCCUACUGCCUGGAAUGAGUGAUGUUAUGACCUGUGACAAUGGAGAAAUAAAAUGGAACUUUCUACCCACA
This is a messenger RNA of Ictalurus punctatus (channel catfish), 2660 nucleotides long. RefSeq names its product nitrilase family, member 2 (gene nit2). The coding region runs from base 114 to 980 and encodes 288 amino acids. Gene Ontology annotation, cellular component: mitochondrion. Gene Ontology annotation, molecular function: omega-amidase activity. The transcript is spliced from 10 exons. Lineage: Eukaryota; Metazoa; Chordata; Actinopteri; Siluriformes; Ictaluridae. Gene Ontology annotation, biological process: L-glutamine metabolic process; oxaloacetate metabolic process. The record is from RefSeq and is a predicted model, not a curated record.